Molecule: messenger RNA, 1581 nt
Organism: Raphanus sativus (radish)
Lineage: Eukaryota; Viridiplantae; Streptophyta; Magnoliopsida; Brassicales; Brassicaceae
Product: amino acid transporter AVT6C-like
Exons: 4
Coding region: 71-1411 (446 amino acids)
Biological process (GO): amino acid transmembrane transport
Molecular function (GO): amino acid transmembrane transporter activity
Source: RefSeq, a predicted model, not a curated record
AAAAGAUUAAAAAAAAAACUUAAUUCUUCCCGCCGGCGAUUUUUUUUCAAGUCUCUGCGGCAGUUGAAAAAUGUCUCCUCGGAUCGAAACUCCUCUCUUGCCGGAGCAAGAACCGUCUUCUGAUGAGAAACACGGAUUUACAUCGGGCGUCGUUUUCAACGUGUCGACGACUAUAAUCGGAGCCGGGAUAAUGUCGAUGCCGGCGGCGUUUAAGGUUCUCGGAGUAAUCCCAGCUCUAUUGAUCAUAACUAUCAUCGCUUGGCUCUCCACGAUCUCUGUCGGGUUUCUUAUGAAAUCAACUCUCGCCGGGGAAUCAACGACGUACGCGGGAGUCAUGAAAGAGUCGUUCGGAAAAACAGGCUCCGUGGCUGUACAGGUUGUUACAAUGGUUUCCACUUUUGGAGGCACUGUCGUUUUCUCGAUCAUCAUAGGAGAUGUGCUCUCUGGUAAUGAAAAUGGAGGAUCAGUUCAUCUUGGAGUUUUGCAAGAAUGGUUUGGUUCCCACUGGUGGAACACGAGGAUCUUCGCUUUGUUGUUCAUCUACGUCUUCUUCUUGCUUCCAUUGGUCUUGUGCAGACGCGUAGAAACACUCGCGUUUAGUUCUGCCAUAUCGUUUCUCCUUGCUGUGCUAUUUGUCGUCAUAAGCUCGGUCUUGGCGAUCACCGCGCUGAUCAAAGGACAGACGAAGAGUCCGAGACUGUUUCCAGAUUUAACCAGUGGAGGAUCGUUCUGGAAUCUCUUCACAGCUUCACCUGUUAUAGUAACCGCCUUCACGUUUCAUUUCAACGUUCAUCCAAUUGGAUUCGAGCUCAAGGAUCCUUCACAUAUGAUCCCAGCGACUAGGAUCUCUAUGAUCUUGUGCGCUGCAAUCUACUUCGCCACUGGACUCUUUGGGUAUCUCUUGUUUGGAGAUGCGACAAUGUCUGAUAUUCUAGUGAACUUCAACCAGAGUUCUGGCUCUUCCAUUGGUUCUCUUCUCAACGACGUCGUCAGGCUCAGCUACGCGCUUCACCUCGUGCUCGUCUUUCCUCUCCUAAACUUCUCACUGAGAGCAAACCUCGACGAGCUACUGUUCCCAACGAUGAAACAGUCAUUGGCAGAAGACACAAAGAGAUUCAUCGGACUCACUCUGAGUCUACUCAUUUGCAGUUUCUUGUCUGCGAUCGCUGUGACAGACAUUUGGUACUUCCUUCAGUUCUUCGGAUCAACCACCACUGUUUCCAUAUCCUUCAUAUUUCCAGCCGCUAUUGUUCUAAGGAAUGUCCAUGGUGUAUCGACCUCAAGUGAGAAAAUCAUAGCUGCGAUAAUGCUGGUUCUUGCUGUUGCUACUAGCAUCAUCGCCAUCUCGACGAAUCUUUACAGUCUCGCAGCAAACUUGAUGGUGAGUUUUGGAAACAGUCCCCCUCUAUGAUCACUUCAAAAGAAAUCUGUAAAAAAAAUUAUUAGCUCCUCCUAAGCAUUUAUAUUUGAUUGUUAUCUUUGUGAAAUAGCAUUUGUCAGAAAAUGCAAAUGUUAAUAGCUUUAGGAAGUGCAAUAUUUUUGUUGCUAGUUGAAUCAGAGAAACCAAAACUGUUGCACAUU